AUGAAGUUUAUCUCAGAGACUGUUAUUCCUCCUCUCAGCAGGGGCAGGAAGGGAUCACGCAGACAGUCUUUAAAAUCUGUGCUUCUUUACCUCUGGGAUGUUUACUCUGCACCUUCACCUGCAGGCAGAGACGUCCUGACUCUGCUCUCGCUCUGCCUCACGCUGACCCUCCUCACCGGCGGCCUGCUGCAUCACUGGCUGUCCAAGACUCUGCGAUACGACCACGAGGCGUCCGUUCAGACCGCCUGCGUCUACGGCGUGGCCAUGUUGCUGGUCUCCUUCCUGUGUCACCCUCUGCGCUGCGUGCUCACCAUGAUCCUUCCCACCGUCUGCACCAAGCAGGGAGGCAAGCUCCUCAUCUCAGCCGCUCUGGCCAUCUUGGUGGUGAACGUCAUUCCAAACAUCACGGUGAACGUCGGGGCAGUGGCUCACAUCAUCAAGUGCACGGCUGAGGGAUUCACAAAGACUCUACUGAACUCCUCCGAGCCCUUGAACAAGGCGAAGCGAGAGCUGGUUGAAGAAACCAUCAGGGUGAGGAGGGAGGACCUGAGCAUCGUCACCAAUCUAAGGAAGCUGGACCAUUUCACGCACGUUGAUGUGUCCGCGGUGAAAAGCAGGUUUAAUAACAUGAUCGGGCAGAUAGAGGUCAACUUCUCACACGCCAGGAGCCUUCUGACAGACGGCAAACUGCUGCUGAACCGGAUCCUCGCCGCCAUCUUUGUUGCAUUGCUGAUCCUCGAAUCCUCGCGCUACUUGAAAUCAUAUCUGACAUCUGUUCACUUUGACAAUGGCUACAUCUCCAAGGAGCUCAGGAGAGAAUCUUCUCCUCCUGGGACGAAAAAAAAUAAAAUCCGGCUGUCAAACUGUAGAAUAACCAAACAGGAAUGUGCCUCCUGCUUCAUAUCCCUGAUCCUGGUGACGUUGUAUUUCCUUGCGAUAACUGCGAUAGUAGCUUUGGAUCAUGCUGUCUAUCACAUAGUUCAGGUGAUGGCGCCCUGGUUUCUGGAUUUCCCACCAACAUCUGCCUGCAUUAGUGUCGAUUACAAGGUUCAGUGGUUCGCCCCAGUGCUCUGUCUCAUCCCUCAAGCCUGCCACCCACAGGAGCUGACCAACUUCCACAGGGACUACAAGUGGACCUUCAGCCCCGAGCCAUCGCUCUGCGACGUGACCACCUCGCCCCCGAGCCUGGGGGUCACGCUCCUGCUGGGAAGUCUCUGGCUGAUGAGCUACUCCCUGGUGUUCCUGGAGGUUUACGCCCGACGACUGCGCAGGACAAUCUCUGCGUCCUUUUUCAGAGAGCAGGAGGUGCGGAGGAGGGUUUACCUGCUGGAGAAAAUGCAAGCAAAGCAAAAAGAGACAGAACAGAUGCCACUGAGUGAUGUAGAGGUUGGAUUAGCUGGCGGCAGAGUAAUAUCAGUGAGUUGA
Molecule: messenger RNA, 1425 nt
Organism: Limanda limanda (common dab)
Lineage: Eukaryota; Metazoa; Chordata; Actinopteri; Pleuronectiformes; Pleuronectidae
Gene: ocstamp
Product: osteoclast stimulatory transmembrane protein
Exons: 3
Coding region: 1-1425 (474 amino acids)
Cellular component (GO): membrane
Source: RefSeq, a predicted model, not a curated record